AUGUCCCAGAACCAGAGCAAAGUCAACUGGCAGCAGAUUGCCGACUGCGCCAACGUGUCGCCGAUGAGCCUGUACUUCCCUCCUGUGGAAGAUCUCAUGUUAUACUUUGACGGUGCUGAUUGGGGUGACAAUGUCAAGCUGGAUGUUGCGUCUUUCUUACCUGAUCAACUGACACCAAAUGCUCUCUCUACCCGGGGCAAGACCCACGCUAUCGUCCUCCUCCCCCUGCUGGCGGCCAAAACCACCCCCACUGCCACAAAUCCUGCUGACUCUGCUGCAAACCCCGCCACCCUACAGCGUGAGCUGCCAAUCAUGAUGCCUGCACCUCGUUCAUGGCCUCCUACAUGUGGCGCGGAUGCUCUUCCGAUCGCUCACGCUGCAAAGCAUGCUACAUCCACGGCUGCGUCCGUGUUGACCAAUGCUGGAGACAGCAGCAACUCCGAUGGGCCGCCUGUGUGGAAGCAAUGCCUCUGCCACUGCCAACAGGCUGGUCACUUCAAGGGCUCAUUGGUAGAUGCCUUCAAGCAUAAGAUUUCUGCCCUCGUGGAGGCCCAUCAGGACAGCUUUGGUGUCAACUUGCCGGUGUGGGUGAAGAACCUACCAUCAACAACGCAAGUGAUGUGUGCAGUGCUUCUUGAGCGCAUUCUCCACAGAAAGGAGCACACACAGGCCAUGAACAAUGAGAAGGGGAAGAAGCGCAAGAAGGAUGAGGAGAAUAAGGUUAGAGGAGAGGACAUCUGCUGCCAGUCUAUGCAGCCACACCGCAAGUGUGCUGCUGCUGCCAUCAACAUCUCUGACUCCAACUCCAAUGCCGAAAAUCGUGCCCCAAUCAAGAAGGCUUGCAAGCUGCGUGCUGGCUCCUUGGCAAAGGACAUUUUGGAGGUGAAGAACUGCUUCAAGGAGAUGGUGGAGGUUUCGAAGGCCAACGCGGAGGCCCACACCCGUGCUAUGGAGAGCUUCUGCUGCACACUUGAGCACGCACUCUGCCAGAAUGUGUCACAGGGUAACUUUGGCACGCUCCGAGCAAACAACCAACAGCAACACCAACCUGUGAUUGGCGUGGGGUUGGGAGGAGAGAGAUGGUCUCGACAAUAG
Schizophyllum commune H4-8 is the source of this 1095-nucleotide messenger RNA. RefSeq lists its product as uncharacterized. The record is from RefSeq and is a predicted model, not a curated record. The transcript has 6 exons. NCBI's taxonomy places the organism in Eukaryota, Fungi, Basidiomycota, Agaricomycetes, Agaricales, Schizophyllaceae. Bases 1 to 1095 code for a protein of 364 amino acids.